Malania oleifera is the source of this 1933-nucleotide messenger RNA. RefSeq names its product nuclear transcription factor Y subunit B-3-like. The transcript is spliced from 3 exons. Gene Ontology annotation, cellular component: nucleus; CCAAT-binding factor complex. Gene Ontology annotation, molecular function: DNA-binding transcription activator activity, RNA polymerase II-specific; RNA polymerase II cis-regulatory region sequence-specific DNA binding; protein heterodimerization activity. The coding region runs from base 853 to 1524 and encodes 223 amino acids. The record is from RefSeq and is a predicted model, not a curated record. Gene Ontology annotation, biological process: regulation of transcription by RNA polymerase II. NCBI's taxonomy places the organism in Eukaryota, Viridiplantae, Streptophyta, Magnoliopsida, Santalales, Ximeniaceae.
AUUCACGUUUUCCCCUGACCGAGGCCUCUUCUUUCUCCCUCCUGUUCACUCCGAUCCUCUCAUCCGUCGAAUUUCCCGGCACCGGAAAACAGAAUUAUCUCGACGGCCGUUCAAAAUCCUGCGAACUCCUUCGUCACUAAAGGCUUUCUCUAUACUCAUCUGUUAAACUUUUCAUUCUGAUUUUUGAGUUUCUGCAUGUAAGAAUUCUGUACUGUCAUUGAUACUGAAACUAUGAACUUAAAUUAAUUUUCUUCUCUAUUUUUGAUUGGUGAAAUUGAAGCUUUUGCACAACGAUAGUUGAAUCUCUCAUUUUCAACUAAAAGGCUCUCUCCCUCUCCCUCUCCCUCCCUCUGAAGCGCCUUUGCUUAUCGUUGAAGCUGUCAUUUUCAACUAAAAAGUUUUAAUUCUCUCUCUCGACUCUGAAACAAUAAACCAAAUUCGCUUCUCUACUUAAUUAAGUUUGAUUGGUGCAGAGUUGAGUUUUUGUCGAUUGAUCCUUGAAGCUCUCAUUUUCACCUAGAGCUCUCUAUCUUUCUCUCUCUCUCUCUCUCUCUCUCCCUCUCUUGUUGUCCAAUCUGCUUAAUUAUCCACGAAAGUCGUUCACGUGCUUGCUCUUUCGUAUUGUUCAACAUCGUUACAAUUAGCCAAUUAGGUGUUUUCGCAGCUCGAAAGUGUUAAAUUCGAUUUUAUCUGAAGCGUAAUUCGUACAAGACCCCGGUACUUUGGCGUUCAUCAGAGCUGAAAGAUCAAAAAAUUCGCGAUGUCCAAAUGAUUGCUUUUUCAGAAGAAUUUCUCGCUGGUCAGAACUAGAAGGUCAAAAAAAAAAAAUUCGCAACACUUUCACUGGAAUCAAUGGCAGAUUCCGACAACGAGUCCGGCGGCGGAGCUCACAACAGCAACAACACUAACAACAACGAGCUUUCUCCGCGGGAGCAGGACCGCUUCCUGCCUAUCGCGAACGUGAGCCGGAUCAUGAAGAAGGCGCUCCCCGCGAACGCGAAGAUCUCAAAAGACGCCAAAGAGACCGUGCAGGAGUGCGUGUCGGAGUUCAUCAGCUUCGUCACCGGCGAGGCCUCCGACAAGUGCCAGAGAGAGAAACGAAAGACGAUCAACGGCGACGACCUGCUCUGGGCCAUGACCACGCUAGGGUUCGAGGACUACGUCGAGCCCUUGAAGAUAUACCUCCAGAGGUUCCGCGAGACGGAAGGCGAGAAAGGCGCCGUCGGUCGCACCGCCGAGAAGGACGGCGGCGCCGCAUCGUCCGGCGGCAGCGGUGGUGUUGUAAAUUCGGAGAUGUACGGCGGGAUGACGUCGAGCGUGAUGAUGAUGGGUCAUCACUACCACCAUCAACAGCAGCAGCAGCAGCAGCAGCAUCAGCAUCAGCAUCAGCAUCAGCAUCAAGGACACGCGUACGGCUCCGGGGCGUUUCAUCAGAUGGCUGUGGGAGGCGGGACGAGUGGACCCGGGAAGGGUGUUUCUGCUCAUCCCGGUUCUGGAGGACCCGUCACAGGGAGGCAAAGGUAGCUGUUGUUUACGUGAUUAUCAUGGUGAUGGCGCGAUCAACGGUUGGUGAUCAAUCAAGAUGUUUUUUUUAUUAAAAAAAUAAUUAUUAAUACUAUUUUUUAAUGUAGGAGUGCUUCAUUUAUCAAAACUAUGUGUGCCCAGUUUUUUUUUUUUCGAAAAAGAAAAAGAGAGUAGGGACUAGGGAGAGUGUAGUAAUUAUAUGAUUAGGGGUAGGUGGGUGUAAUUUUUAAUUUAAUACCAAAAGCAGACAGUGGGAUAGGUCUUUUUUUAUUUUUAUUUUUAGGAAUGUUGUUUUUUUAAUUUGUAAUAUUUAAUAGGUACAAUAUAAAUAUAUGCAAAAAUUGAGAGUUUGUGUGUAACGACAUUAAUUAUUAAUAUAUAAGUUUUGUCUUUAGUGUGAAUUGAAAAA